Molecule: messenger RNA, 750 nt
Organism: Lodderomyces jiufengensis
Lineage: Eukaryota; Fungi; Ascomycota; Pichiomycetes; Serinales; Debaryomycetaceae
Exons: 1
Coding region: 1-750 (249 amino acids)
Source: RefSeq, a predicted model, not a curated record
AUGAAAUGUAUUUUAAUUCUAUACUUAUUUUCCUUAAUCCAAUCAAUCAAAGUCAAUCCUUUCUACAAUAAAGAAAAGUUAAAUUUAGCUAAAAGAUUCUCAACGUUAAAUAUUGUACAUCAUACAAGAAAUGAUUAUAAAGAUUUAGUGCAAGACUCACUUCAACCAUACACUGUUACUCACAUACUAUCUUCAAACUCAAUCAUAUUUAACGAAAACAUACUAAAUCAAGAAGAAACCCACUUUAUAGAACUAUCAUACUCAGAACUUCAUUUUAGAAAACUCCCACCACUACAGGAAACGGUAAUAAACGAAGUAUACAAAUGGUAUCCCCUAGGUGAUUGUGUAACAAACAACGCAGGAGAUAAAGCAAGUUAUAGACAAGGAUGGUCAAUUGAAGUUGAUUUUGGUAUAGAUUAUAGAUUAAAUUAUGGUGGAUAUUUUUUAAAUUUUGGACCGGGAAUAAAAUCUGAAUUCAUAUGGGCAAAGGGGGUAGGUGGUGAUUUUAGUUGUGAUUUAAAUCCUGGAAAUACUUUACAAUUUGCUAUAUUGUUUACUAAAUAUGAAGUUGAUGGAAUAAGAUAUAGAAGUGUUGGAUGGGGGAAAUGGAGGAAAAAAGUUAAGUUUGGGGAUUGGAAACGGUUUGAUAAAUUUGAGACUGUUGGGAAGAAUGAUAUUCAAAUUGCUUGUUUUACUGAUCCACGAUUUUUGAGGUGUAACAGAGUAAAAGAAAAUAAAGAUGAGUUUUGA